This is a messenger RNA of Pelodiscus sinensis (Chinese soft-shelled turtle), 807 nucleotides long. NCBI's taxonomy places the organism in Eukaryota, Metazoa, Chordata, Testudines, Trionychidae. The record is from RefSeq and is a predicted model, not a curated record.
ACAGGGUUUUUCCACCCAUCGUUCAGUUUUCCUUAAGACGAAUAUUUUUUUUAAUGAAAAACAAAUAGGAUGGAAGGUGACCAGAUGCUGAAAUAAAAGGAGUGGUUUAGUGCUAGGCAAAUCAACUUCAUAAUACUGCUGUCUGGAUGCUUCUACCAGUCAAUCCUGGAGGAAACUAAGGGCAGAUUUAAGCUGGUGUGGGAAUUCUGUUGGGGCGAAGCUUUGGGGCAUAUCGGUCUCAUCCCUUUUCACAGCACGUCAACUCACUUUAUUUGCCACCCGCAGAAAGAAUACUUCAAACAGUACGAAAUGGGGCUGCAGAAUUUGUGCAAUUCCUAUCAGACUCGUGCUGACGCCCGGGCCAAAGCAUGUGAGGAAAACCUCCGCAACUCGGAGCGAAAACUCAAGGAGACGGAGGAGAAACUACAGAAGCUGCGGACCAAUAUUGUGGCACUUCUGCAGAAAGUGCAGGAGGACAUCGAUAUUAAUACCGAUGAUGAGCUGGACGCGUAUAUUGAGGACCUGAUUACCAAGGGAGACUGAGUCGUCCAGAGCCAGCACUGGCAAGCAGCACGGAAGAGUUGGUCCCUGUGAUCUGAGGCGUGGCUUCCUGCCGCACAGGGGACCCGAGCAGCGCAUGAAAGGGGAGGGCCAUUAGACUGUGUAUUAUAUUGAUGUGUUGGUGUACAAUCUGUUCUUGUGAUUUUACAUGCAAAAGACAUUUGUGCAGUUGGCAGGCAAGUUUUUAACAUUGUAGUUCUUCAACUCUCUUUCCUUUGUUUAUAAAUAUUUAUUUUUUAAAAGAAA